CCCUCAUUGGUUGUACAUCCAAUAAGAAAAAACAAACGUAUGAAUAAAACAGCAAAGGUGUCUCGUCUUCUUUACUGAGCAGACAUGCUACAAAUAACUUCUGAGGAACUACAGGACAAACUACCAAUGACUUCUGAGAAACUACAGGGCAAAGUAUAUUUCACUAGCAAAAGUGGGAGGUGCGAGCAGAGAAAAAAACAUAUUGACGACCACUGCACACGAUCCGCUUUCGACCUCUGCUCGUCACUCCUACAAGUGAAGCAUCACGGCACUCACGUGUAGUGGUGACGUCAGUCUCGCGUGAUGAGACUUGUAGCGUCGGGAUUGUCUGUAAGACAGCAGGAGGAAGCUUGCAGUUAGCAGCUGAGCUUUACGCAAGGUGUAAGUACAGAUCCGGGACGUGUUAUCAAAAGCGGGACUGUGCAUUUACGCGGAAUAGAGUGUGACGUUUGAGCAACUCCCAGCCUAUCAAAUCCCCAUACUGCUUUAUCGGGUCGAAAACGGUGAUAGAACUUACCUUACAGACAGCUGUGUGCGGCAAAGAAGAUGCUGCCACCAUAGCAACAGCCCUCCCUCUCUUAGUCUGCGGCUCACUGAAAUCCAAGUUACUAGUUAAACUACAUCUGCUCUAGAAAACUAUGAUUAUUCCUCAAGAAGGUGUGUUACGGGACUAAAGCACUGACUGAUGGAAGAACAGAAAGAAAGUCCUGAUGAUACCAAAGGAGGCCAAGAAAGAGGAACUGUCCAUGUGUGGCAAGCUGGUACAAACCCAGUUAACCCAGAGCGGCUUCAAGGUUUGGGAGGGAAAAUAGUGCUACAAGCAAGCCUUGGGAAAAAUCAUGGACUAUUGCUAACUAGAGAUGGUCAAGUGUUUAGCUUUGGAAAACAACCAUGGAGGCAGGAAGAGACAACCCCGGAAACUCUUGUUUUAGAGAAAGCUCUAUGUGGAGAGCAAGUAAUAUGUGUGAGUGCAGGAAGCUACCACAAUGGAACUGUAACAGAAAGUGGAAUGGUUUACAUGUGGGGGGAAAACACUGCAGGACAGUGUGCAAUUGCAAACUGCCCAUCCAUACCAAAGCCUACAGCCAUUACCAUAGCUGACCAGGAGACUACCCCUCCAAGAUGGGUAAGGGCUAUACAGCUGUCAUGUGGAGAAGAACAUACCCUGGCACUGUCUGUCAGCAGAGAAAUAUGGGCGUGGGGCUCUGGCUGUCAGCUUGGAUUGAUAACCACCACUUUUCCAGUAAUUAAGCCACAAAAGUUGGAGCAUCUGUCAGGACGGGUUGUUCUUCAGGUUGUCUGUGGGGCAUUUCACAGCCUGGCCCUUGUUCAGUGUCCCAUUGCUCAGGACUUAAAACCUGUUCCAGAGAGAUGCAACCACUGCAGCCAACUGCUCAUUACAAUGACAGACAAGGAAGACCAUGUCGUCAUUUCUGAUGCUCAUUGCUGCCCACUGGGGGUUAUGCUGGCAGAAUCCCAUCCUGGCAGCAAAAGCAGUCCCACUUCUUUUGGACUUAGUGUUAAAAGCAUUACGAAGGAACAUGUAAUGACCCAUGAAGAAAAGGAGACUUCCCAAAAAUACCCCGAAUGUGAUACAGAGCUGGGUACAGAUGCUGCUAGCUUUUGUGAAACAGAAACUUCUCAGAUUUUUGGCAAAUCCAAUGACAUGAGCUCAUCACCCUCCUCUCAAACCGAGCAAUGUCUAAAGGAUGGAAUGGCAGAAAUUACACAGCUGCAAGAGCAGAAGCCAUUAGAAGAACUGAGUGAGAUUGCUGGGAGCUCCACUGCUAUCUCGGCAUCAGGUCUUAACAGUCUGGUGGUAUCUUGUGCCUCUGCUGUAAGUGUGAGGGUUGCCGCUACCUGUGAAGCCGGGGCUCUUUCACUCAAGAAAGUCAUGAAUUUUUACUCUGGAUCUCUGUGUGACCCAGGAGCUCAGCAAGCUAUCAGUUCCUCUGCACAUGAUGGACUGAAGGACAGCCGUGAAGAACAGGUUAAACUGGAAUCAAUGCAAGGCAAGAAGAGUUCCAGCCUUGUAGACAUCAGAGAAGAAGAAGCAGAUGCUGGAAACAGAAGACUUUCUCUGCCAGGCCUGCUGUCUCAAGUGUCUCCUAGACUGCUACGGAAGGUAGGACGAGCCAGAAUGAGGACCGUGGCUCUGACACCCACAAACAGUGGUGAAGCUGAUGUGCUUCUGCCCUCUUUGAAAACGGAGGUGUGGAGCUGGGGAAGAGGGAAGGAAGGACAGCUUGGACAUGGAGAUGUCUUGCCUAGAUUGCAGCCUCUCUGCGUGAGAAGUAUGGAUGGCAAAGAAGUGAUUCAGUUGGCAGCCGGCAGUCACCACUCAGUGGCUCUUACUGCCAGAUCUCAGGUUUAUUCUUGGGGCAGUAAUUCCUGUGGCCAGCUUGGUCAUCUGCAGUCUCCAACCACCAUACCACGUCUUGUUAAGGUGUGUGAAAGUGAUGGCGUGUGGUCUGUAGCUGCAGGACGGGAUCACUCCCUUUUUUUGGUACACAAAAAAGAAGAGUUUCAGCCUGCUGUGUUAUACUGUGGACUUCAAACAGCAAAUGACUGGAGUGGACCUGAUCCAAGUCAAUACCCAAUAGAGAUCGUUGAGUGUGGCAAGCUUGGCUACAUUUGUAGUAUCUCUGCUGGAGCUGAUCGAUGCUUAGCCCUGGUAGACCAAAAUAUGAUGGGUUAUAUUGGAAGUCUCCAUGAGCUAGCAGACACAGAAAUGCGCUUCUACAGCCACCUUAGUGAUAUGAAGUCUGUGAUACUCAGACCUCUUCUGGGGCUUGAUAACCUAGGUUCAGCCACUGCUCUUCAGCAACUACAGAAUAUGGCGACUAAAUUUAGCAAACUCUGCUACUUGAUUGGCCAGCAUGCUACCUCACUCGUUCACUUUCUGCGUGGAGCAAAGGAUGCCCGGAGCCUGUCUAUUCUGGAGCAUUCCAGUCUCUUCCUAGACAGCUAUACAGAGUAUUGUACUUUGCUCUCCAAUUUCCUUGUGAUGGGAGGAUUCACUGUUCUUUCUAAGACGGCAAUGGAAUUCUUCAGCAAGAACCAGGAGCAUUGGCAAAGUUUUUUUACUGGAAAUGAGGAAGGCAUUUCUAUGGCAGAGAAGCUGAAUUCUCUCUUUUUCUCACCGAUGAGUAGAUUACAAGAAUAUGCCCGGCUGCUACUGAAACUCGCAAUGUGCUUUGAAGUGUCCUCUCCAGAAUACAAAAAACUGCAAGAUUCAAGUUCAAGCUAUGACUCUCUGGCCUUGCUACUGAGCAGGAAGAAGAAGGAUGCAGAAUACACAUUAGGUUUUUGGAAGACCUUCCCAGGAAAGAUGACGGACUCCCUGAGGAAGCCAGAUAGGCGGCUAAUUUGUGACAGUAGCAACCGCGGCCUCUCCCUGCAGAAUGCAGGACGUUUUUCUGUCAACUGGUUCAUCCUGUUCAAUGAUGCUUUGGUGCAUGCCCAGUUUUCUACACACCACAUUUUCCCCUUAUCCACAGUCUGGGUGGAGACUUUGUCAGAAGAAAUGACCGGAGUCAAUGGUUUGAAGAUCACUACCCCAGAAGAGCAAUUAACUCUGAUUUCUUCAUCUCCACAGGAAAAGGCUAAAUGGCUUUGGUCAAUUAGUCAGGCAGUGGAUCAGGCCUUGAAGGGUGUGACGGAGCCACUUGCCCAGUCAGGUGGAAGCGUUCAUCGGCAGGAACCCCCAAUGUCACGCACUGCCAAGUAUACUUUCUACAAGGAUCCUCGGCUAAAAGAUGCAACCUAUGAAGGGCGCUGGCUUUCUGGAAAACCACAUGGCAGGGGGACUCUGAGUUGGCCGGAUGGAAGGAUGUAUUCUGGGACUUUUCGCAAUGGCCUGGAGGAUGGAUACGGAGAAUUCACAAUUCCAAAUAAAGCCUUAAACAAGAAUGAUCGCUAUGUGGGGCACUGGAAAGAUGGCAAAAUGUGUGGCCAUGGCACCUACUGGUAUGCAAAUGAGGAUGUAUACGAAGGGUAUUUUCAAGAUAAUAUGCGACAUGGACAUGGCCUUCUUAGGAGUGGAAAACUGACAUCCAAUUCACCCAGCAUAUUCAUUGGCCAGUGGGUAAUGGACAAAAAGUCUGGCUAUGGAGUGUUUGAUGAUAUCACCAGGGGGCAGAAAUUCAUGGGAAUGUGGCAAGAUGAUGUCCGGCAGGGUAACGGGCUAGUAGUCACACAGUUUGGCCUUUACUAUGAAGGUGCCUUUAACCUUAACAGGAUGAUGGGAUGUGGGGUUCUACUGUCUGAAGAUGACACAGUUUAUGAGGGAGAGUUCUCUGAUGACUGGACUUUGAAUGGGAAGGGAGUUCUUAUUAUGUCAAAUGGAGAUUGCAUUGAAGGGAUUUUUGGCGGAGAGUGGGGAUCUGGCAUCAAAGUCAGCGGCAUGUUCUCUAAGCCAAACUUAUUUGAUGGGGAAACUGAGAAGGCAAAAAGCUUGAAAUUAGGCCACCUUGUUGUGACAGCUGAUGAGAAAUGGAAAUCAAUAUUCAAUGAGUGCUGGUCCCAUCUUGGCUGUGAGAUUCCUGGGGAAGGUGACACACAGAAAGCUUGGGACAACAUUGCUGUAGCACUAACUACUGGUAGAUGGCAACAGAGAGACAGCCCAGAGAACCAAAGACGCUCACAAAGCCAGGCCCUGGAGAGUUUGGAGCUUAUUCCUCAGAACCUCAGCCCAUUUAACAUGGACAAAUAUGACAAGAUAAAGAUGUAUCUUAUCAAUGCUUGUGAGACGCCAGUGCAUCCACUUGGAAAGCUUGUGGAGACCCUAGUAGCGGUGUACAGAAUGACUUAUGUUGGUGUUGGAUCCAAUCGGAGGCUUUUAGAAGAAGCAGUAAGAGAGAUCAAGUCCUACUUGAAACGUAUCUUCCAGCUUGUGAGGUUUCUUUUUCCUGACCUACCUGAAGAGGGCAGCAUGAUCCAGCUGUUACCGGCCCCAAAAGAUUCCCCAGACAAGAUCCAUAUUUGUAAUGGGGGGACAGAAUCUGUUCCAGAUUCCCCAGAACCAGGAUAUGUAGUGACUUGCUCUGGACUGCUGCUCCCUGUACUGCUGCCAAGGCUCUACCCUCCUCUGUUCAUGCUGUAUGCUUUGGAGCAUGAGAAAGAUGAAAACGCCUACUGGGACUGUGUCCUGCGUCUCAACAAACAGCCAGACGUUGCAUUGCUUGCAUUUUUGGGAGUACAGAACAAAUUCUGGCCAACCACCAUUAAUUUCCUUGGUGAGACUACAAAGGUCUUAACAAGCACAAAAGACUCCUGUUUUGCCUCUGCAGUAGAAUGCCUGCAACAGAUAAGCACAAGAUUCACACCAUCAGACAAACUAAAGGUUAUCCAGCAAACAUUUGAGGAGAUCACACAGGAGGUACAAGGAAUGCUCAAGGAAGAUUUCCUUUGGUCUAUGGAUGAACUUUUCCCACUGUUUCUUUAUGUUGUUCUUCGUGCCAGGAUCAGAAAUCUAGGUUCUGAAGUGCACCUAAUAGAGGACUUAAUGGAUCCAUAUCUUCAGCAUGGAGAACAGGGAAUUAUGUUUACAACGCUAAAGGCAUGCUACUACCAGAUCCAACAUGAAAAGCUCCACUAGAAACUGACAGAAUUUGUUCUUCUGAACAAGUGGCAGGCACAUUGUAAUACUCUAAUACGCUUAUGCUGCACUGUGGAUGGAAGAUUGGGCAUCACAGUUACAAGAAAUGGGGGCCUUGAUCUUUGGCAUUCUACAGAAAAAUGAUUCAAUAUUUGGUUACAGCUGGAGUGUAGUUUUUUUAACUGAAGCAAAUGCUGCUUUGAAUUUUAUAAUGUUCUUAUGUGCUCUCAUGUCAAAGGGGGAAAACCCCCUUCCAAAAUGUUAGUGGUAAUUGGACUGACACUUGUUAAUGUAUAAGUAUGUUCUGUUCUAUGGGCAUACAUACAGCAUGAGUAAUCUGCUACUGAAAUAAUUGAGAAGCUACUUGUGAGAGCUGACAAUGUGUACAGAUUCUAAACUUCUGCAAGGAAGAUCCAUGUACCUUGGAUUACAAGGAUGGAGAAGAAGGGUCUGGCUACAGUAUUAACCAGUUCAGCUUAGGCUAUCAGGCUUUUCCUGAUGACUGUUGGAAGAGUAAUAUUUCUUCUAAGCUAAUAGCUUGGCCCCCUAACUUGGUCUUAUGAUCGAACUGUAAGUAAGUUACAUACCUCAUCAUAUUUCUCUGGCUCUAAUUUAUUUAGGCUUUUUGUUUCACUUAUACAAUAAAUUGUUUUGUAUAUACAAACGGCUGUACUGACAAACUGGAAGAAGGAUGUCCAACAUUCAUCCUCCAGCAAUUGAACGAAGACACCCAUCAACGGAGGAUGGCUUUACCUGAUCUAGUUGUUAUUUUUUGUGAAAGCAUUAUGGGGGCUAUA
Messenger RNA from Xenopus laevis (African clawed frog), 6396 nucleotides. It is a transcript of the gene als2.L, whose product is annotated as alsin. The transcript has 34 exons. NCBI's taxonomy places the organism in Eukaryota, Metazoa, Chordata, Amphibia, Anura, Pipidae. Gene Ontology annotation, cellular component: cytoplasm; centrosome; dendrite. Gene Ontology annotation, molecular function: guanyl-nucleotide exchange factor activity; small GTPase binding; GTPase activator activity. Gene Ontology annotation, biological process: endosomal transport. The record is from RefSeq and is a predicted model, not a curated record. Bases 686 to 5599 code for a protein of 1637 amino acids.